Molecule: messenger RNA, 2786 nt
Organism: Cyphomyrmex costatus
Lineage: Eukaryota; Metazoa; Arthropoda; Insecta; Hymenoptera; Formicidae
Gene: tup
Product: LIM1_Isl and LIM2_Isl domain-containing protein tup
Exons: 7
Coding region: 1-1617 (538 amino acids)
Biological process (GO): positive regulation of transcription by RNA polymerase II; axonogenesis; neuron fate specification
Molecular function (GO): DNA binding; DNA-binding transcription factor activity, RNA polymerase II-specific
Source: RefSeq, a predicted model, not a curated record
AUGCCGGAGCAAAAAGCUGUCAGACGAGCCAAAAUUUUAUUUGAUCAUCCGACAUCAUCGUCCCUAUCAGCGUUGAUAAAGGCGACGUCCAGCGUUUAUUCCAACGAGAUUAAAAACACUAACCGGACGAAAAGACACGUCGGGCCGAAGUUUCGCGAGUUUAAAGGGUACGGCCGGUGGUCGGCGUACGAAGGCUUCAAGAUUGCUCGUAAACCGUCGCGCGAGGUGCGCAGGAGCGGCAGAGCUGCGGAAAUAGGGGCUGCCGGUGUAAUGCAGCGGGUGGGCGCAGCCGGGGGGCCCGGGCCCAUCGGCUUUCAGGGCCCUCCGAGAUCGCUGAAAAUUUCACCGGUCAACAUACAGGACGAGCCGGCCGACCCCACGCAGAAAGGCAGGAGCUCGCUCUGCGUUGGCUGCGGUGGUCGAAUUCACGACCAGUGGAUUCUGAGGGUAGCGCCUAAUCUCGAAUGGCACGCGGCGUGUUUAAAGUGUGCCGAGUGUCAACAGUUUCUGGACGAGAAAUGCACCUGUUUCGUGCGGGACGGCAAAACUUACUGCAAGCGCGAUUACGUUAGGUUGUUUGGCACAAAGUGCGACAAGUGUAGCCAGUGUUUUAGCAAAAAUGACUAUGUGAUGAGAGCGAAAACUAAGAUCUAUCACGUGGAGUGCUUUCGUUGUUGCGCCUGCUCGAGGCGGCUCGAGACUGGCGACGAGUUCGCUCUGAGGCAGGACGGCCUCUUCUGUCGACUCGAUCACGAUGUUCUCGAGGGCGGGAAGCAUUGCACUGGAGGUGUUGGUAUACCCGGAAGCGAGAAUAACAAUAACGCCUCCUUGACGAACAACAAUCAUCAUCUGCAUCCAAACGACGGCUCGAUGUCAGAUUCCGGAUCUGAGAGCGGAUCGCAUAAGGCGGGCGUCGGUGGCGUUCGCGGUUCCGGUGGCCACAAAAGUGGCGGCGGUUCCGACGGAAAACCAACAAGGGUGCGCACAGUUCUCAACGAGAAGCAGUUACACACCCUGAGAACCUGCUACGCGGCAAACCCUCGACCGGACGCCCUGAUGAAGGAACAACUCGUCGAAAUGACGGGGCUGAGUCCACGCGUGAUCAGGGUGUGGUUUCAAAACAAACGAUGUAAAGACAAGAAGAAGACGAUCGCUAUGAAGCAGCAAAUGCAAGAGAAGGACGGGCGUAAAUUGGGCUUCGGUGGCAUGCAUGGCAUACCCAUGGUUGCCAGCAGCCCCGUGAGACAUGAGAGUCCUAUCGGCAUGACGCCUCUGGAAGUUCAAGCUUAUCAGCCACCGUGGAAAGCGCUUUCGGAGUUUGCCCUUCAUACAGACUUGGAACGACUGGAUCCUAAUGCACCGUCGUUCCACCAUUUGGUGUCUCAGAUGCACGGCUAUGACUUGCAUGGGGGACCACCACCGCAGUUGGCACCCCCGCCAGGGAUGCUUGGCGGACCCAUGAGCGACGGUGGAGGUGGACCGUUACCUCCCCCGGGGCCUCAUCAUCCAGGUGGUGGCGGGCCGGACAUGAGCCAGCAUCCUGACAGCACCGACAGCUACGUGACCUACGUCGAGAGUGACAGUGACUCGUUUCACCACGAUACGGGAAGUCCAUAGUGUCGUGCGAGGCAUGAACGUAAAAUUACCACGCCCUCGUCGUCCUUCGCUUUCGUAGCGACUCUCGUCGUGGUGCUCGUCAUAACGGUGAGAUGCUUGCAACGACGGAUAUGAAGCGGCCACGGAACCAGGGAACAUCGUGAUACAUACGGAUAUAAGAGGAACAAUUCAGAUACCAAAGGAUGCAUCGAUCUUUCGACGAUAAUUAAAUAAGAGUCGUAUCGCACUACUACCAAGUGGCUCGGAAACGACAAGUGAUGAAUGCACUGAAAACGAAACGAGCGGCGAAGGAAAGGAGGGGCAAUGUCGCUGUCUUGGACGUACAUGAAUAAUGUAUUUUUAUUUCAAAUCUAAGAUAAUUUCUUCGAAAUGACACAAAGGAGGUUUGCAGAAAUAACCAUCUAAUCAUUGAACGUACAAAAAUUUUAAGAAACUUGAACAUCCUGUAUAUUAUCAGCUUAUUGAUAUAAAACCGAUUCUGGCCAGAUCGAGCAUUAUGUUAUUUUGAUCCCCGCCAUUUUAACUUUUAAUAAAUGUGACAAUGGAAAUUCGCUGCCUACGUAAAAUUGUAAUAUCAAUUUCGCUGGAGAUUUGUAAACGGCUUGUGUGUCGUUAACUGCCUGUAUAUACUAGAAGGAGAUGCGAUUCGGUAUCCAGUACUGGAAAUACAAUGUACAUAGUUGCUACUCGCUGUAAAUCUAAGCAAUGUUACAUCAUGAUGUACUCAGGCGCAAGUUGUAGCGUAGAAAACAAAUAAUGGAAUAUAUAUACUGAUACAUAUAGGCACACUGAAUUUACAUUGACAAUUGUAUUAUUCCAGUUAUGUUUAUAAGUUUCGUAACGGCAGAGAUAUACUCGCGAAAGGAUUACAAAUGCCAUACAAUGUUUUAUUUAACCAUCUUCGGCGAGAAAAUUGCCGUUAUGUCGUUAAUAUUCUGCGUUAUAUCUCAAGUUUGUAUAAAAGGCGAUUUGUACGACACACGUCUUGACUUGUUAAGAAAUGGAUUACGCUUAGUUACCGAAGAAGCACAAGGGAGCGGUGCUCCUUCGUUUAUAUUGGAUAUAAGAAAAUUACAAAUUAAUGGAUCGUGCAAUCGAUACCACUUAGCAAGAAACGGGACAAAAGAAAAUUUAGGAAAGAGUUAAUAAGAAUUAAUUAAUGUUUUUAA